Messenger RNA from Gilbertella persicaria, 1017 nucleotides. RefSeq lists its product as uncharacterized. NCBI's taxonomy places the organism in Eukaryota, Fungi, Mucoromycota, Mucoromycetes, Mucorales, Choanephoraceae. The record is from RefSeq and is a predicted model, not a curated record. The annotation marks the transcript as partial. The transcript is spliced from 6 exons.
GAUCAUGUGGAAGACGCUGACAGCUGGCAAGUUGAAAGUGAAGAAGAUCUAUGGGAUGCUUGGCGUCAGUUUUUAAAAUGCUGUUGUUGCCAUGAUUUUUGCCCUGAGAAGUAUCAUGUGAUUGAGUGUGGCUACUCCAUCAAAUGUAAGCCAAGUAUCCCUCAACAACUCUAUGAUCACUUGGAUACCGCAACUGUCACAAUAAACAGUCCUUUUAAGCAGCAUCCAGAGUAUAGUCUUGCUGUGCUUGAAGCACUAAAACCUUUACCUAAGAAUUGGAAAGCAGCAAGAAAAGCUGUUGUUAAUCCUGAAGACAAUGAUGACGAUGAUGAAGGAGAAGAAAGCAAAGAAUUUUUACAAGAAUUAUUUCUAAUUAUGCAAAAGAAGGAUGUGGCUGCUGUAUUAAAAAAAUCUGAAGUCAACUAUAACUUGUUUGUCCUUUGGCCAUUGAUGAGUCUUGCUGCUGGGGAUAUGAACUUUGUUGCUGGGGAAUAUACUUUAAAAGCCUCAAAAGAAGAAUAUAGAGCAGAUGCAUGUAUUCUUGAUGAGAAUGACAACGAGAUCUGUCUUCUGGAGUCUUCUGGUUGCUAUCUUUUUGGUGACAAAUGCAAAUAUGGCUAUGAUCAUGUCAAGGGCGCAUUUGGCGUAUUAACCAUGUUUAAUGCUGCCUUCAAGAAAUAUCACAAAGCAUCAUUCAAGGUUGCUCAAGAAUUGAACAUUCUGUUCAUCCAUGCUCGACUGUAUGUCGCCAAAACGCCUGUAAACAGCCAUGUAAUUGCAUUAGGCAAUCUUUUUUGGUGCUUGAAGACAAUGAUCAAAAAAACUGCUUGUGUUCUGAAAAAGAUGAAAGAGAGUCAUGAACAAAAUGAGCUCAAGAUGAUGAUGGGUGAAGAAACCUCACCAAGCCUCCUUCAGUUUGUUGACAUCGACAUUCAAAAGCCAGUGAAAGGUGCAGGCUACGGCAUCUUGUUGCCUGAAGAAAAAGAAGAACAAGAUAUUGUUAUUAAAUAUGUAUAA